Molecule: messenger RNA, 2309 nt
Organism: Nanorana parkeri
Lineage: Eukaryota; Metazoa; Chordata; Amphibia; Anura; Dicroglossidae
Gene: ATL1
Product: atlastin GTPase 1
Exons: 14
Coding region: 116-1789 (557 amino acids)
Biological process (GO): endoplasmic reticulum organization; protein homooligomerization
Molecular function (GO): GTP binding; GTPase activity
Source: RefSeq, a predicted model, not a curated record
UGACUGGUCCUCCUCCUCCUUCUCCUUCUCCGAGCAUCUCUCAUCCUGCAGAACCAGCCCAGGCUCCAUCACCAGAGCCCUGACUCCCUCCAGCCAUCCAGAGCCUCACCCUGCCAUGGCCAGGAACCGAAAGGAGAGGAACAGCUGGGGAGGAUUCACUGAUCGCAAUUAUGACUGGAGCUCGGAAGAGGAAGAGUAUGAGAAGAAGGCGCACCCAGUGCAGGUCCUGGUAGUAAAGGACGACCAUUCCUUUGAGUUGGAUGAAGUGGCUUUGAACCGCAUCUUGCUUUCGGAGGUUGUGAGGGACAAGGAGGUCGUGGCGGUGUCUGUAGCUGGAGCAUUCAGGAAAGGAAAGUCAUUCCUCAUGGACUUCAUGCUGCGCUAUAUGUACAAAACCGAACCCGUUGACUGGCUUGGGGAUUAUAAUGAACCGCUAUCUGGUUUCUCCUGGAGAGGCGGUUCUGAGCGGGAGACCACCGGAAUCCAGAUAUGGAGCGAAGUCUUCUUGGUGGAGAAGCCUGAUGGGAAAACGGUGGCCGUGUUACUGAUGGACACUCAAGGAACGUUCGACAGUCAGUCAACCCUGAGGGACUCAGCCACUGUGUUCGCCCUCAGCACCAUGAUCAGCUCCAUUCAGGUUUACAACUUGUCACAGAAUGUUCAGGAAGACGAUCUGCAGCAUCUACAGCUGUUCACGGAGUACGGAAGACUGGCUAUGGAGGAGACGUUCCUGAAACCGUUCCAGUCUUUGAUCUUCCUCGUCCGGGAUUGGAGCUUCCCAUAUGAAUUCCCUUACGGCGCCGAUGGUGGAGUCAAGUUCCUCGAGAAACGCCUCAAGGUGUCUGAGAAUCAGCACGAGGAGCUGCAGAAUGUCAGGAAACACAUCCACUCCUGCUUUACCAACAUCUCCUGCUUCCUCCUGCCACAUCCCGGCCUCACUGUAGCCACCAACCCCAAAUUCGAUGGAAAACUCAGAGAAAUCGAUGAAGAGUUCAUAAGGAACCUGAAAGUCUUUAUACCUUGGCUUCUGAGCCCGGAGAACUUGGAUGUUAAAGAAAUCAAUGGGAAUAAGAUAACGUGCCGCGGCCUGGUGGAGUAUUUCAAGGCCUACAUCAAGAUUUAUCAGGGGGAGGAGUUACCGCACCCAAAAUCAAUGUUACAGGCUACAGCAGAAGCUAACAACCUAGCAGCCGUGGCCACCGCAAAAGACUUGUAUAAUAAGAAAAUGGAAGAGGUAUGCGGAGGAGACAGGCCCUUCUUAGCGCCCACUGACCUGCAGCAUAAACACCAGGAGUUAAAGGACGACUCCAUCAAACUGUUCCGCAGCGUGAAGAAAAUGGGGGGCGAGGAGUUCAGCCGAAGAUACCUGCAGCAGCUGGAGAAUGAAAUCGAUGAGCUUUACGUCCAAUACAUCAAGCACAAUGACAGCAAAAACAUAUUCCACGCGGCCCGCACCCCUGCCACCCUCUUUGUGGUCAUAUUCAUCACCUACGUGCUGGCCGCCAUAACUGGCUUCAUUGGCUUGGACAUUAUAGCCAGCUUGUGUAACAUGAUCAUGGGACUGACCCUCAUCACAUUGUGCACAUGGGCCUAUAUCAGAUACUCUGGAGAAUACCGGGAACUUGGAGCGGUUAUAGACCAGGUGGCAGCCGCCUUAUGGGACCAGGGGAGCACCAAUGAGGCUCUGUACAAGCUCUACAGUGCUGCCGCCACCCACAGACACUUAUAUCACCACGCCUUCCCGACUCCACAACACGGGGCGGCUGAAGAACACAACAAGAACAUCUAGCCAUGUUGACGUUCAGCAGCCUGUACCUUACAGGCCUGGAGGACAUUGGCAAUUCUCACCGACAAAAGCUGCAUGAACUUCAGUGUCCACUGACUCGUAAAAACGUCACAAGAGGUCAAGGUCCUAUCGUUCAGAGAAGGCUCGGGCCUGCUGGUAAGGAGCCUGGCCCGUCUGCCAUUUUGUUCAGGGCCUGCUCCCAGGGUAAAUCAAGAGACGGAACCGACAGGCAACCAGGAAAGUAAACAUACAACGGCUUUAGCGAAUUUACUUUUAAACCGACGUAUAAUAAUAUACUAACGCGUCAUGUCAUUUAUUCUGGAAGAGAUGUUCCUCCCCUCUCCUCACAUAGCUCAUGUUAUCUUUCACAGAGCACAAAAUGGACGAUGUCCCACAAUGCAUCCUGUCUGCAUCACCCGACGUGCAAAAACAUUGACCAGUGCUCUCUUCACUAUUGCAAGCUUUAUUGCUGCCUGUACACUCUUUAUUUAUCAUAUUGUAUAUUUUUGUUGUUAAUGCAGAU